AUGGCAAGAUGUAGUAAAUGGAGCCUUCAGAGUGGUGCACCUGAGUGGACUGGUGGCAGAAGGCUGGCCCAUGAAAUCUCCUAUAGCGAGCAGGCUGUGAGCAACCUGGAGAGGAUUCUUGAUCAGGGCAACACAGGUAGCCACCAACUGCAGAUGCGAGCUAUGGAGAUACUGGCAGAAUUGGCUUUGGAUUCGUCCGCUAACCUCGCCACAGAAACAAAAGAAAAUCUGAUCAACAAGCAGCUGCAGAUCUUCCUUGAUGAAGGAAAAGAAGAAGACCUUAGGGUUACGGCUGGGAAAACACUACUGGCAUUACUAUCCAAGACUACAAGAACUAUCUCCGUGGUGUGUAUAAUGCGCAUAUACAAUCCCAUUGUUGAUCAAGUCACUGAAAUGCUUGAUGCUAAGAACAAGGCCAUAUACAGAACAAUAGCAGCUGAGAUCUUGGAGAAUUUUUUUGCUCUACAUACGAUGGACAAGAAUCAUGUGAAGAAUACCUUGCUGCCAAAGGUGCGGGCUGAAGUAUUAACCAGUAAAAAGAAGCCGCCAUCAGAAGCACCGGAAAGGCAGGCAUCCAAAGGAUCAGGAGAUAUUGAAGAAAAUCCACUUCAAGACGACGAAGAAAAUCAACGUCUGGAACAUAAAGUCCACAUCAAUUCAUCCGAGCAAAAUGAGAAGCAGGCAGCCAUGCUGGAAUUGAAGGAAGCAUUGUUAUCCCUUACUUUGGUGAUAUUUGACAAGCUGAUAAUCAGUGCAGAGGAUUUUGAUGAAGUGGCUCAAAAGGUUGCCCCAGGAGAAGGUGAAUUUGUGGCGAAGCUCAAGACUAUAGUAGAAGAGAACUCCGACGGCACGGCUAAUAGCCUAAGAAUCGUCAAGCUUUGCGGUCAGAUUGCGGUUACAAUGAUGCGGGGUAGCCAGUACUUCGCACACCUCAAGGAUCAGAAAUUUGUGGAGACACUGUCCAAGGCUUCAAGAAUCACGUGUAACCUUGAAAGCUGCAUGCUCUUCGCUGGGACUGAUGGUGGCGCGAAGAAGACUGCCACGCCCCUCCUCUCAGAUCUUGUGAAAGAAGCAGAAGCGUUGGUUGCUUAA
This is a messenger RNA of Triticum turgidum subsp. durum (durum wheat), 1092 nucleotides long. NCBI's taxonomy places the organism in Eukaryota, Viridiplantae, Streptophyta, Magnoliopsida, Poales, Poaceae. The record is from the annotation of a GenBank genome assembly.